AUGUCAAUGAGAGUCCUAGCACCACUACAUCCACUCGUGAUCCUUGUACCAUUGCUUACAAUGAUUUUCAUUGGAACGUGUUUCCUCACUCCUGCAUGUUUCAUUCGCGAAUAUUUGUCUGUUUAUGAGUUACGAUGGCAAUGUUUGGCUUGGAAGACAUCACGAAAGUCAUUGUCGGAGAUAUGUUUUGGUGUUAUUUGGUUGAUAGCUUAUUUAUGUUGGGCUUAUCAGCAUGUUAAGAUACCUAAGUUUAAUGCUGAUGACGAUGUAUUUGAUACAAUCACGACUGUGUUGAAUGGAUUGAUGAUCGAACAGUCAUUGGUAGUAUAUCGGGUCUCACUCAGUAAAAAGAAAAUGGAUGGCGAUAAUCGAUCAUCGGAGGGAGCAGAAGUUGAUGUCGGCGACCUUCGAGUAACCAAUGAUGAAAGUGAUAAGACUAUGACGUUAUAUAUUUGUGCAACUAUGUGGCACGAAACACGAAUCGAAAUGAUGCAAAUGCUGAAAUCUAUCAUAAAACUUGACAAAGAACAUUCAAUUACGUUGAUCGAAAGACGACACUGGGAUGAUAUCAAAUAUAGAUUGGAAGCACAUAUCUUCUUUGACGAUGUUUGGGAAGAUCAGAUGGAAUGUGGUCGUGCUCCGAAUGGCUUUUUUCAAACUUUUUUUCAUCUCUUAUUGGAACUAACACAAAAUGAAACUACUGGUGAGAAAAGUGUUGCGACUGAUCGUGUACUCGUUAAUACUGCUUAUGGUGGAAGGUUGGUAGUGCGUCUACCAGCAGGUACAUUACUGUUUGUCCAUCUGAAGGAUAAGCAACUUGUUCGUCAUAAAAAACGUUGGUCACAGGUAAUGUAUCUGUAUUACCUGCUUGGUCACCGAAUUAUGGAUUCUCACAUGAGCAUAGAGGAUCGUCAACUUGAAGCGGACAAUACAUACAUUUUGGCUAUUGAUGGUGAUUCCAAGUUUGAACCAUCAGCGGUGAUGAAGUUGUUAAGAUUGAUGAAUAUGAAGAAUGAGAUCGGUUGUGCAUGUGGACGGAUCCAUCCUAUUGGCGAAGGCAUAAUGAUAUGGUAUCAAAAGUUCGAGUAUGCUAUUUCCCAUUGGUUCCAAAAAGCUACAGAACAUGUGUUCGGAUGUGUGCUUUGCGCUCCCGGUUGCUUCUCUCUAUUUCGUGCAUCUGCUUUGAUGGAUGAUAACGUUAUGCACAAAUAUACUAAGACUGCCUCCGAGCCACGUCAUUUUGUGCAGUAUGACCAGGGUGAAGAUCGCUGGCUAUCAACAUUGCUUUUAAAACAAGGCUAUCGAAUUGAGUAUGCCGCCGUUGCAGACGCAGAAACGUAUGCACCUGAAGGUUUUCAUGAAUUUUUCAAUCAACGACGUCGAUGGACUCCUUCUUCUAUAGCAAAUACGGUCGAUUUACUUGCCGACUAUAAACAUGUAUGUCAAACCAAUAACAGCAUAUCCAAAAUGUAUAUCAUUUAUCAGUCAAUGAUGAUUGGCUUCAGUCUCCUGUCUCCUAGUAUCGUAUUCACUAUGCUUGUCUAUGCUCAGGUUGCCACAUUUGAGGUGGAAUCGGACAAAAUGUUGCUAUACAACUCUUUACCUGUCUUCAUUUUCAUUGUGCUCUGUUUCAUUGCCGAUUCGAAUUAUCAGAUAAUUUUUGCCAAAUUUAUUUCUGUUAUGUAUGGCUUUGUGAUGCUUGCUGUUGCAGUUGCUACAACCAACCAAAUAAUCCUUGAAACCGCACUCUCUCCAACUCCAAUCUUCGUGCUCUGUAUGAUAGGUAUAUUUGUUCUGGCCGCAGUUUUACAUCCACAAGAAUUCCACAACAUCUUCUACGGACUAAUAUUCUUCCUGAUGAUACCAUGCACAUACAUCUUCAUGUCACUUUAUGCACUCAUCAAUUUGAAUAUUAUAAAUUGGGGCACACGAGAAGCUGCGUUUACUACAGCCGGUACUCACGCGAGCGAUACCGGAUUCCGUGAUUUAUUGCGACGGUUAGGUCUUUACAAAAUCAUCGAUUUUGUGAGAUCACCACCAUCGUGGAAUUCCACUAUUACUACCACUGCUAUUACUGCCACCGCUGCUGCUGUUGAAGUACAAGAAAUUAAAAGAAAAGUUGCUAGCAUGGAAACGGAACUUCAGGAACUUAAGGAGCGAAAUAAUUCCUCUUCUGUUCAUUUUGAUACAACAACAACGGGGCAUGCGCAUCUUCAUUUCCUCUCAGCACCACAGGUUCUACUGGAUAAUCAAAAGGAACAAGAUAAGGACCUUCUGCUCUCCGCAUCGUUUAAAACGCUGGUCUCAAGAGAAAACAUAAAUCGUUUCCUAUGGAUGGACAUCGAAUAUCUCCAAGUUUGUAGUCGUGGAAGGUUGAAUGCAGCAGAAAAUGAAUUCUGGGAUGGGAUGAUUGAACAAUACCUCAAACCAUUGGAAAUCACGGAGGAGGAAACGAGACGAAAUGUUGCCAAUUUAGCCAGUUUAAGAAAUCGGAUAGCCUCCUCAGUUCUGAUCGUCAAUGGCUUAUUGGUUUUAGCUGUAUUUCUUAUACAAAAACACAAAGAAAUACUUUCGUUCCAAUAUAAGCCAUACGAAGGUUUUGAGUGGUUAAAGUUGAGCAAGAAGACAGGAAAAUUUGAACUUACUGAUGAGCCAUUGAAAGUUGAACCAAUUGGACUACUCAUUAUCGCAUUUUUGCUGAUAAUCCUGGUAGUUCAGACAUGCGGCAUGUUUGCUCACAGGAUUAACACUUUGAUUGGCGUUUUCCACGAGGUUUCAAACAUGGAACAUCUCGAUUUUAUCAACAAAAACACCGAGAAUGAGAAUGAGAUCAAAGAAAAUGCUCAGCAAAUGUUUGACGCAACGCUUUAUGACAAUGCACAUGGAGCUGAUGGUUACGUCCGCAUCCAUUAUGAUACACGUACCACAUGCGGUGUACUUUACAGGAAAACUUCAGCAAGCUAGAUUGAUAUAUCGAUCUGGAGUAUCGCAAGUUACGAGACUUUAGUUCUCUUCUGCUACGUUUCUCUUCC
Loa loa (African eye worm) is the source of this 3032-nucleotide messenger RNA. RefSeq names its product chitin synthase 1. The transcript has 20 exons. Gene Ontology annotation, cellular component: cell septum; cell periphery. The coding region runs from base 1 to 2964 and encodes 987 amino acids. The record is from RefSeq and is a predicted model, not a curated record. Lineage: Eukaryota; Metazoa; Nematoda; Chromadorea; Rhabditida; Onchocercidae. Gene Ontology annotation, molecular function: chitin synthase activity.